Messenger RNA from Aedes aegypti (yellow fever mosquito), 1542 nucleotides. It is a transcript of the gene Hsdl2, whose product is annotated as hydroxysteroid dehydrogenase-like protein 2. The record is from RefSeq and is a predicted model, not a curated record. The coding region runs from base 218 to 1465 and encodes 415 amino acids. Gene Ontology annotation, cellular component: mitochondrion. The transcript is spliced from 5 exons. NCBI's taxonomy places the organism in Eukaryota, Metazoa, Arthropoda, Insecta, Diptera, Culicidae.
UUGUACCUUGAGUCUAAAUGGAAGAGUAUCUUCCUCGGGACAGAAAACGUAAAGCUGGUUUGAAAGUUACAACACAGAUCAGUGCCGUACCGAGUACUAGAGAGAACUGAGUAAUCGUGUAUGAUUCUAAUGCAAGUGCGACUGAACUCGAAAUAAAUUGCAUUUUUUCUGUUAAAUUCAGUUAGUUGAAACAUAUUUUAAUUUAAUUUUCGCAAACAUGAUCAACACGGGAAAAUUGGCCGGCCGUACUAUUUUCAUAACUGGUGCAUCUCGAGGCAUUGGCAAAGCCAUCGCACUGAAAGCAGCCCAGGAUGGUGCUAAUAUUGUCGUAGCAGCAAAGACAGCUGAACCACAUCCCAAAUUACCUGGAACAAUCUUCACUGCAGCCGCUGAAAUUGAAGCCGCUGGAGGAAAAGCCCUACCUUGUGUGGUUGAUGUACGCGACGAGAAUGCAGUACGGACCGCUGUCAAGAAUGCAGUGGAGAAAUUCGGCGGUAUCGACAUUUUGGUUAACAAUGCUAGUGCUAUUUCUCUGACACCAACUGAGCAGACCGACAUGAAGCGAUACGAUUUGAUGCACAAUAUCAAUACUCGUGGAACAUUUUUGGUAUCCAAAGAAUGCAUUCCAUACCUGAAGAAUAGUAACCAUGCUCAUAUUCUGAACAUUUCUCCCCCACUGAACAUGAGUGCGCAUUGGUUCAGUAAUCAUGUGGCAUACACCAUGGCAAAGUAUGGUAUGUCGAUGUGCGUUCUGGGCAUGGCAGAAGAGUUCAAAAAGGACAAUGUAGCGGUGAACGCAUUGUGGCCUCGCACUGCUAUCUACACUGCAGCAAUGGAAAUGCUUACCGGCAAGGAGAGUAACCAGUUCUCCCGUAAACCAGAAAUCAUGAGCGAUGCCGCAUACGCUAUACUUUGCAAGGAACCAAAAAAUUGCACAGGAAACUUUCUCAUUGAUGAUGAAGUUCUGCAAGCCGCUGGAAUCACUGAUAUGAAGCAGUACGCUUGCAUUCCAGAAAAUGCCGAUAAGUUAAUGCCCGAUUUCUUCCUUGAUGUGGCACCGGAGAAAUUAGUGGAGUUUGCAGCUGAGGGUAGUCAUGCCGCAUCGUUGAAGAAAGCUGCCGCUCCGGCUGGGAAAAUUGAAGGCCUGUUUCAGAAAAUUGAGUCCCUCUUGAGUGAUGAAAUCGUGAAGAAAACGGGAGCUGUGUUCGAAUUCAAUGUCAAAGGCGAAGAAGCCGGCUUGUGGUUUGCGGAUUUGAAGAAUGGAAUAGGAAAAGUAGGAAAGGGAAAGUCUCCAGUGGCUGCCGACGCCACUCUUACCAUGGAUUCGAAGCACUUCUUCGAUAUGUUCAGCGGAAAGCUGAAGCCAGCUAGUGCAUUCAUGACCGGAAAGCUUAAGAUUUCUGGCGAUUUGCAGAAAGCGAUGAAACUUGAGAAGUUGAUGGGUGGACUCAAGUCAAAGUUGUAAGUAUUUCAUUUUUGGUGGACUUGUUAAUUAGCAAUAUAUAUUGAAAAAAGAAUAAAAUGUUUGAUGAAUUUUAUAUC